AGGUGGAGUUCUUUUUGCGCGUGACCUUGAGAAGAAAGCGGGGGAAGGGGUUGUAGGCGGACCGGAAGCAGGAAAAUACGCACGUCUCGGCGGAGGUGAGGAAGCCGGAGAGAAGAAGCGAGUCGAGGAUCCAGGUUCUUGCCGUCGUCAUGCCUCGAGGAAGCCGAAGCCGGACUUCCCGCAUGGCCCCGCCGGCCAGCCGUGCGCCAACAAUGCGAGCAGCUCCACGACCGGCUGCACAUGCUCCCGUCCCAGCACCUGCCCCUGCAUCAGCAGUGGCUUCUCCUGCUCCCCGGCAGCCUGGCCUGAUGGCCCAGAUGGCCACCACAGCUGCUGGCGUGGCUGUGGGCUCUGCUGUGGGGCACACACUAGGACAUGCAAUGACUGGAGGGUUUGGGGGCGGCUCUGAUGCUGCACGGCCAGACAUCACUUACCAGGAGCCGCAGACAGCCCAGCCAGCAGCGCAGCAGUCUCAAUAUACACCUUGCCAGUAUGAAAUGAAGCAGUUCCUGGAGUGUGCCCAGAACCAGUCGGAUCUGAAGCUGUGUGAGGGCUUCAGCGAGGUCUUGAAGCAGUGCCGUUUUGCAAAUGGUCUAGCCUAACAGAGCUGAGCAGAGCGAAGUCCAACUCUGUUAAUGAAAGAUGCCUCACUAGUAAAAUUCUCUUUUAAAGUCUAAAAAGCUGUCUAGCAUUUCUCAUUUGUUUGCGGCCAGCUGUUCAUCCAUUCCCCCACAAAGAGCAUGGAGUGCUUCCCCCCGUGGAGAGGAUUGUAGUGGCAGAGUUCAGCAUCUGUUGGUGGAGGGGUGAGCACCAGGCUUCCGGAUUGUAUCAACAACGCUGUCCGUCCUUGCUCGUCUGCCUGUUAGUUGUGUGCUGACUUGAGCUGUGGAAUAAAAGCUGAAAACCGUGUCCUGAAGUGCCUGAUCUGUC
This is a messenger RNA of Gekko japonicus, 930 nucleotides long. RefSeq names its product coiled-coil-helix-coiled-coil-helix domain containing 2 (gene CHCHD2). Bases 150 to 602 code for a protein of 150 amino acids. The transcript has 4 exons. Gene Ontology annotation, cellular component: mitochondrion; nucleus. The record is from RefSeq and is a predicted model, not a curated record. Gene Ontology annotation, molecular function: sequence-specific DNA binding. NCBI's taxonomy places the organism in Eukaryota, Metazoa, Chordata, Lepidosauria, Squamata, Gekkonidae. Gene Ontology annotation, biological process: mitochondrion organization; positive regulation of transcription by RNA polymerase II.